CUUUACAGUCCCUGCAAUGAUCAAGUUUGCUUUCUUGUUGCCUUUCUUGUUUUCAGCUCUGGGCACCUGCAUCAAUGCUGAGCGAUAUAUACCACCCACCUUUGGAUUUUCUGUAUCACUAGAGGCCUUGCUGCCGCUUUUGAAACUGCAGGAAAAGACGGUGGCAAACCUUCGCAGCUAUGCGCAAACUUUGCAACAGCAAUUGGUAGAUGUCCAACUAGCCAUUCGAAUGUAUGAGGAUCUGCAAAGGAAAGCGACCUUAAAUUCUAUGAAUUUAAUGCAUCAGUUCUCUGUGAUACGUCACAUGCAUCUGGAUUGGGCCAAGUGGCUUACUGUUAUGCGUGCCCCCAAAGAACAGAUACAGAUACAGAUUCUAAAGGAACUGCAACCCCAAAUGCCCACAAAUAUGGAUCUUGUGGAGGCUCUCAAAGGGCUCCAGCGCAUACAGUAUACUUGGGAUUUGGAACCCGCGGACAUAGCCAGAGGAAACCUACACGGCAGACAGUACAAGGUUAAGCGGUGGGGAGCUUUUGAGACAUUCGUGCUGGGAGUUUUUUGUCAACUUCAAGGGUAUUACAAGGACGCUGACGCUUGGCUGAAACUGACGCGGGACAGUUACAGGCGACAUCCCAAUCCCAGACAGCUAGGAUUCCGUCACUGGACCUAUGACCACGUAUUGGAGUACUUGAUGCUUGCCAACAUUGGCUUGGGUAAAUUUGAGGCUGCUUUGGAACAUGCGAAAGAACUAUUGGUACUUCAGCCUUACGAUAAAUUCUUCCAAGGCAAAGUACAAGAACUUGGUACGAAAUCAGAUGAGCAAAAACCAAAAUCAUCAUUACCCAUAGAUGUGGAUGCAAAGCUACUCAAGAGAUUGUGCCGCCAGCAUCAGUCACCGCCUGCUGGCAGGCUCCACUGUCGUUACAUGAGGGGAGUGGAUUUUCUUCGCUUAGCGCCGCUUAAAAUGGAAGAACUUUCUCUCAUGCCACUCAUCAGUUUAUAUCAUGAUAUCCUCAGCGAUGAAGAGCUGGCUAUGGUCAGGCGUUUGGCAAGUCCACUUUUGAAACGGAACAAAAUAACAUACAGGGAAAUCGACAGUUUCACGGACUACACGGCCACACGCCCCUGGCAAUCAGCAGAACUAAGCAGCUCAAUGCAUAAGAUAAUUAGCUCCUUGAAUAGAAGGAUACACCAAGCCAGCGGCGCCAGUUCGCCUCAGUCCGAUGAUCUGCAAGUCAGGAACUUUGGCAUUGGCGGACACUUCUUAGAGCCUCCUCCAGGGGAUCCAGCUGUCGUCACUGCCUUGCUUUAUCUGAGUAAUGUCGAGCAAGGAGGUGAAACACAUUUUCCCUCUCUAAAUCUACGGGUCACUCCACAAAAGGGUUCGCUUCUGGUGUGGCCCAGGACAGGCGAUUACCACAUUGAGUGUCCCGUCAUUGUGGGGAAUAAGUGGGUUGCUACGAAACAGAUAGAAUAGUAUAUUCGGUGGUGAUCCUUAAACUAUGUACAAAAAUGUUUUUAAAAAUUAACUUGGCUUCAUAUCCAAGAACAACAAAAGUUUUAAGUAAAGUACCGGGAGCAUGUGUAAUUAAAGCGCAACUAAUUGCUGAGGUCAUUUAAUUUUCUACAGUUUCAGUCUAUAACAUGUUACCAUUUGCCAAGGUUUGACAUUGAAGUACCAGCGAAACCUGCCUGGCAUGAUACCUUUCUUGAGGCCUUUGCAGCAACUGAAGCAAGCAUCGGUCAAGAAUCUUCACUGGUCUAUGUGAAGGUGUGGGAAAUGCCAUCUAGACAGAAGGGCUGCAGAUAAGCCACGGACUUUUGAAAUUAUAGAGGAGAACAUGAAAGGGAGUCCGGUGAUCGCGUCAUUGCACCAUUGAUCUAUUGACCGAUGCAGAGCAGGGCAGAGAAGAGCUUUAUCCCCUCUCAGCCUGUGCAUUCUCACGAAUAAGGGUCCCCUUGUGGUGUAGCCCAACUGGGUAAUCCUCCUCUAUACUCUCAAGGUUAAGACACCGCGGAAAUAUCGAAGCAUGAAGCAUACAGAAAUCAUAUUAGCCAAGCGUCUCACCAAGUGAUUCAUACAGAUUUUCAAGUCAGUUAAAAUUUGUUAUUGCCAUGGUUAAAUUGUGCCUGUUCUUCCUGCUUCUAACGGCUGUUGUUUGCCUCCAGGCUAAGGGAGAGACGGAUGAUUACAGAUCCCGGGAAUCUUUGCUACCCAUUCCUUUGCAGACACACCCUCCCCCUUAGUAUGAUUGGGGAUAUUGAUGCAAGGAUGGCGUGACAAAAAUUUGGAAAAGCUGGAAAUAAUUGUAACGUAGCUCAGAUUUGGGAAAUAAUCAAGCAUAAAGCAUAA
Molecule: messenger RNA, 2350 nt
Organism: Drosophila miranda
Lineage: Eukaryota; Metazoa; Arthropoda; Insecta; Diptera; Drosophilidae
Product: prolyl 4-hydroxylase subunit alpha-1-like
Exons: 8
Coding region: 17-1474 (485 amino acids)
Biological process (GO): peptidyl-proline hydroxylation to 4-hydroxy-L-proline
Cellular component (GO): endoplasmic reticulum
Molecular function (GO): procollagen-proline 4-dioxygenase activity; L-ascorbic acid binding; iron ion binding
Source: RefSeq, a predicted model, not a curated record